Messenger RNA from Acanthisitta chloris (rifleman), 1847 nucleotides. It is a transcript of the gene SPPL2A, whose product is annotated as signal peptide peptidase like 2A. Gene Ontology annotation, cellular component: cytoplasmic side of endoplasmic reticulum membrane; lysosomal membrane; Golgi-associated vesicle membrane. Gene Ontology annotation, biological process: membrane protein proteolysis. Lineage: Eukaryota; Metazoa; Chordata; Aves; Passeriformes; Acanthisittidae. The annotation marks the transcript as partial. Gene Ontology annotation, molecular function: aspartic endopeptidase activity, intramembrane cleaving. The transcript has 16 exons. The record is from RefSeq and is a predicted model, not a curated record.
GUAACGGCACACGAGGGGAUCCUGCACGCCGUGGGAAGUGGAGUUCCUCCAGUAACAAAGGAUUACUGCAUAAUUUACAAUUCUAAUUGGACAUCCCUUUCAAAAAACCUGGACAAUGCUACUUACUGGACUCUGGAAAACCUGACUUCUACAGUCCUCUGCAGUUCAUCCGAAGUUCGUCCUGGAGUAAUGAAGGACAAAGCAGUUGUAGUGAUGAGAGGAAACUGCACUUUCUUGGAGAAAGCAAGAAUUGCACAAAGUUUGGGUGCUAAAAUGCUCCUGAUUGCCAGUAAAUCUAGGCUGUAUUCUAUUUCAGAUAACAAGACUGAUUUUGAAGAUGUGACUCUUCCAGUUGCUCUUAUAAGAUAUAAUGACAUAGUAGAUAUGCAGCUGGCACUUGGAAGUGAAGUGAAUGUGACUUUGUAUUCACCACCUUUGCCAGAGUUUGAUUACAGUAUGGUUGUCAUCUUCCUAAUUGCUGUGUUCACUGUGGCACUGGGAGGCUACUGGAGUGGAGUAGCAGAAUUUGAGAAUUUGAAAGCAAUAGCAAGUCCUGGGGAGAGAGAAACCAGACAGAAGAAGGAAGAAAAUAUUACUUUCACCCCUGUAACAGUUAUCUUGUUUGUUGUCAUCUGUUGUGUCAUGCUGCUCUUACUUUAUUUCUUCUACAAAUGGUUGGUAUAUGUUAUAAUCUCAGUCUUCUGCUUGGCAUCUGCAAUGAGCCUGUACAACUGUCUGGCAGCAUUAAUUGGAGAAAUACCAUAUGGGCAGUGCAGGAUUACAUGUUGCAACAAAACCAUUGAAGUGAGGCUUAUUUUUCUUGCUGCAUUCUGCAUAGCAGCAGCUGUUGUCUGGGCAGUGUUUCGAAAUGAAGAUAGGUGGGCUUGGAUUUUGCAAGAUAUUUUGGGAGUUGCUUUCUGCCUAAACUUCAUCAAAACACUGAAAAUGCCCAACUUUAAGUCCUGUGUAAUACUUCUAGGCCUUCUCCUUCUAUAUGAUGUGUUUUUCGUCUUCAUAACACCAUUUAUCACAAAGAAUGGGGCAAGUAUAAUGGUUGAAGUUGCAGCUGGUCCCUUUGGAAACAGUGAAAAGAGUGAUGGAAACUUGGUGGAAGUCCCUACUGAACGCACAGCUCCCCAUGAGAAAUUACCUGUGGUUAUUAGAGUGCCUAGACUUGAACACUCUGCAUCAACACUGUGUGACUUGCCAUUUUCAUUGCUGGGUUUUGGAGACAUUAUUGUCCCAGGGCUUCUGGUUGCCUAUUGUCGGAGAUUUGAUGUGCAAACAAGUUCAUCUUCUGUAUACUACAUUUCCUGCACAAUAGCUUAUGCCGUUGGUAUGGUGUUGACUUUCAUUGUUUUGGCAUUAACAAAGAUGGGACAACCUGCUCUUCUCUAUCUUGUACCAUGUACACUCAUUACUAGCUCACUUGUUGCCUGGAAGCGCAAAGAGAUGAAGAAGUUUUGGAAAGGAAGCAAUUACCAGGUAUCGGACCCCUCCAGGAUGCCUUUGCUACAAGAUGAUGGAACACCUGGAUUACACAGGAAAUGAAGAAGGCACAGUACCAGCCACUGAGCAGCCUGGAGGACAAUAACGUGUGGGAUCCUGAUUUAAAAUAGCAUUUGAAUUUUCUACAACUGAAUUACAGUUAAUUGGGUGAAAUUUUACAAUAGAGUAUUUCCCACUCUGUGUAAAAGGGUUUUUUUUUAUUCCUGCACCUAUAUUUUUAUGGAAAAUAUUGUUAAUAACAUAAGAGUGAUCAAAAAUGACUUGCAUUUUUACAGCCAAACCAUAGCUAGCACAACCGUGCCUUAUUUUGAUUUAAAUAAAAGGAUAUUUUCUAUGCA